Molecule: messenger RNA, 654 nt
Organism: Microdochium trichocladiopsis
Lineage: Eukaryota; Fungi; Ascomycota; Sordariomycetes; Xylariales; Microdochiaceae
Exons: 3
Coding region: 1-654 (217 amino acids)
Source: RefSeq, a predicted model, not a curated record
AUGAGCCGCUGGGCUUGGCCUCCACUCCUCGCCCUGACGAUCACCACAUGCCUUUUGCUUCUGCACGGCAAGGGAGCCCUCCUAGCGGAUGCGGCUGCAUGUCUGGAUGCCUGCCUGCAGGGCCCCAUCUGGAAGUCUUGGGAAGGCUCUGCCGAUGCCACAGAGGAGCCCGCCUCCGCCAAUAAAUAUGCUUACUUGCAGUGCCGCGAUUGUCUUUGCUCCGAUAGCGUAGCGUUUCCAGUCAAGUUGAAACACGCCGUCCCAUCUUCUGAGCUUGGCUCAAUUGGAGCACACGCUCUCCGCUACCAAAGUGGAACUGAUGGACAAGACUCCACAACUGACAGGAACGAGACAGACCGUGUCCGUCAUAAGCCAGCCUCCGUUGACUUGUUUCGAAGGAAGUGUCCAAAUGAAUACACGCUGCCAUUAUUGGCUGUGAAACCCAGGCACAUUGAGACGGUGCCCAGCAAAGCACUUGAUUACACGGGGUGCCGCAACGCAUCAGGCGCACGUAUCAGGCGCAAAUUUGUAGAUCCAGUGAGAUCAUCCAUGUUGGUAAAGGGUUCCGAUGUAAUUGAGUACUCCAGUGCCUGGGCCCGCAAUUGGGAGCGGAAAUCAAGUCAAGUUUAUGGUCACCGGAGAUGUGCCAAGUGA